Messenger RNA from Triplophysa rosa, 1199 nucleotides. RefSeq names its product chromosome unknown C11orf68 homolog (gene cunh11orf68). The transcript is spliced from 2 exons. NCBI's taxonomy places the organism in Eukaryota, Metazoa, Chordata, Actinopteri, Cypriniformes, Nemacheilidae. The record is from RefSeq and is a predicted model, not a curated record. Bases 120 to 860 code for a protein of 246 amino acids.
GUUGAGGCACGCGCGAGUUCAGUGACUCAGCAGAGUGAGAAUUUACACUUUAAUAAUGUGUUUUAUCUACACGAAAUCGUUUAAAGUGGCAAUAUAAGACGCACGUGCAGAGCAACAGAAUGGAAGAAGGAGAUCACGCUGACCAGGCCGAGAGGUCAGAGGUUUUCUCUGCGGAGGAUUACGCCGCAGAGGCCAUGGCGGCGGAUAUGGACCCCUGGAUCGUUUUCGAUGGCCGGAAAAACCCCCGAGCCGAAUUCAACGGAUGGCUAGAGUCCAACAGACCCUCACAGGUCAGUCGCUACCGAAACGAAGGAGGUUCCGGCCCGGUGGGCUGGAUCGCCGUGCACGGGCCCACCUCGUGCAAGGACGCUGCGGAUGUGGAGGGUCUCCAGGACAGCUGGGAGUUGCUGCUGGACAGCGGCCGAAGCAUCACCUUUCACAUCAUCAAGGAGCUGGCGUUGAACCAUAACGUGCUGGUGGGCAAGUGGCUCAUGCAUUUGCACACCGGCUUCAAAGUGGACCGCGCCUGGGAGUGCAUCGCCAGGUCCACGCUGGACGGCAAGAUCUGCUCUGCCAAAGUGAGCCCCAGAGAUCCCCAAUCGGACGCCAAACACGUGAUCUGCGCCUACAACAGGAACUUCACGGACGAAGAGCAGGUGAUGAGUCUGGACGCUGCCAUCCGGGCGGCGGGGGUCAAGUGCGUCCUCUACUAUAAACCUGACGUCUACUCGUAUCUGGGAAUCUACCGCAACAACCGCUGGAAACUCUGUCCGACCAUCUACGAGAGCAUGUUUGAUCUGGAGAGUGUUCCUCGCCGCUCUCACGUUGUCAACAAGGUCACCAAUCUGGAAGUCACCUAGAAGUCACAGCUAUGAAGCCGAACAUUACUCUGUUUUGCGCCUCGUGGCGGAGACUCUCUGUACGGCCUGACGGUCGCGCCGAGGACGACGAGAGCCGGACGGUCCUUGAACGCUUUUGUUUUGGACACACUCAAUUAUUGUCGCAUUCCAGUCACAGAGCUGCAUGUUAGCAGGUUCAAAUCAAGAGAAUACACAAUGAUUAAAGUUAAGGGCUUUAAACGCCUGCUGUUGUUAUUGAAAGAUGCAAACGUGUUCAAUGAAACCGUUGUUUUUUUGUUCUUUCAGAGUGUUUGUUUAAACUUCAACAUAUAAUGUCCGAUAAACAAGCUGCAAACUUUU